CUUCCGUUCUUGCUACCCCCGAUCCUUCGGUGGUUCGUAUGCAAGUGUGUUGCGUCGGCACAUUAUAUGCAGAUGACAGAUAAAGUGGGAAACAAACGCAAUGCAGCAAAUGAAGCGAUUGCGCAAAAGGAUGACAACAAGUGCGUCUUUUGAAAAAAAAGGAAGAGGGAGAGAGAGAUCGAAGCGUUCCUUCCCUUUCAUGACCGGCUGGAUCUAGAGCAGGGUUCGGCAAGGCAUUGAUCAUAUACGUUCGGAAUAUCUCACGUACUUGUGGAUGUACUUAUCUGAACUUACAAAACAGGUUUUACUAGCUUUUCAGACUAGAGGCCGCAUUCAUUACAUACGUUGACAGACUGUAAUGCUACCAGAAAAUUAUUCAUAUAGCUAAAAUAAUGUUUGUCGAACCCUUGCUCUAGAUCACGUAAAAGCAUCCGGUGUCCGGAAGGCAGCGAUGUGUCUCGAAACACCCUACGAACCGCAUGCCCUUACCCGUUCCAGCACAUCUGCGUUAUCGCUCAGCAGAAAUCUGUUCCGACCUCAUUAACCCAUAAAUAUCGGAUCACAUUUUUUGUACGCUUGUUUGUUGCGUCUACCUACUUAGCAAAACGGCAUCCCGAAGUGAUGCAGACCGCACGGCGAAGCGGGCCGGAGAAGCGGAACGAUACAAACCCGCUGACAGGGGUUAGGUUUGUUUGUACAUUCGUCAUGACCGGCAAAUGACUUAAUUUCUUCACCAAAUGGCAAAUGUGCGCUGUGUCAUGUUUCUCGUCCUCCUGUCCUUCUCUUGCUGUCUUGCUGUCUCGCACGUUGCGGCCGUGACUGUGGACCGUGCACCGAGGGAAGGUCGUUCAGUUUGUACGGAACCGUACACGAUACCGGGAGUGUGUUAUGGUUAGUGUGAACGAGCGGUAAAGGUGGGUUACCGGUACGAUGAGCCGCAAUCGGCGCAGCACCAGCACGUCCGGCGAAUCUGGCAAGGAUCCAGCGCUUAGCUUCGACCAGCGUCUACAGGCAAAUGCACGGGAACGUUACCGUACGCACAGUAAUGCUUGUCUUCUCGUGCACAGUGUGAACUCGGCGUUCAACAAUCUGCGCCAGCUGAUACCGACGGAACCGCACAAUCGAAAGCUUUCCAAGAUUGAAACGUUACGACUAGCGAAAAGCUACAUCUCGCACCUGAUCGCGGUACUCGUUACCGGCAACAGUCAACGACCGUGCGUCGACACGAUCAACCAACGGCAGGAGGUGGAGGAGGACGAAGCGACCUCCAUCAAUCACGGGCAGGACGAUUCGGAUGCGUCCUCACCCAUUUCCUCACCUUACCGUCAAUCAAUCUGCACGUUUUGUGUAACGUUCGACAAGUGUUAAACUACCCGUGUCGUUUGCCAACAUGUCCGCACGUUGCGCUUGUACAAUGGUUCCCUUUCUCGACUACAGUAAAAGCACCAAAAAGCCAUAUACCGACGCACAUUUUAUUAGACUUUAAGGAAAAGUUAAAGACACGCGAACACACACAAAGCUUUAUCAACGUAACAUGCCUAUAAGUAUUGCGUCAAGUAGUGAAAUGUCGGUUUCCUCUGUUCUAGUGUAAGAUUGCGGUAUGUUUAAUGUCAACGACCACAAGAAGAAAGUGUAAAAUAAAGUCUUAAAAUAUAAA
Molecule: messenger RNA, 1657 nt
Organism: Anopheles funestus (African malaria mosquito)
Lineage: Eukaryota; Metazoa; Arthropoda; Insecta; Diptera; Culicidae
Product: basic helix-loop-helix transcription factor scleraxis-like
Exons: 2
Coding region: 931-1368 (145 amino acids)
Biological process (GO): regulation of transcription by RNA polymerase II; developmental process
Molecular function (GO): protein dimerization activity; RNA polymerase II transcription regulatory region sequence-specific DNA binding; DNA-binding transcription factor activity, RNA polymerase II-specific
Source: RefSeq, a predicted model, not a curated record